CUAGUCUCAUUCUCCAAAACCCUCCGCAACGCCCACGUCGUCCUACAAAACAACUACAUAUCCGUCCUGAUGUGGGACAAAGAACACCACCGCCUCGCGAUCCUCCACAGCCCCUCUCCAUCAAUCCCACUCUCCUCCUCAUCCUCAUCCUCUAUCCCUUCUACCUUUUCCAACAACACGCCACCACUCACAGGACUCGACCACAUCGUCCUGAAAUUUGCAUUCCUCGACGACCUCGCCCGCAUGUAUCACGCAGGCAAGACGGGUGGAAUUGAACCGCAUCUCUGUCUCGAUCACGGGGUGACGACAAGCAUGUACUGCAAGGAUCCAGAUGGAAACCAGAUUGAGACGAUAGUGAAGAACUAUAAAACCCCGGUGAUGUUUGAAAGCAUAUGA
Colletotrichum godetiae is the source of this 396-nucleotide messenger RNA. RefSeq lists its product as uncharacterized. NCBI's taxonomy places the organism in Eukaryota, Fungi, Ascomycota, Sordariomycetes, Glomerellales, Glomerellaceae. The annotation marks the transcript as partial. The transcript has a single exon. The record is from RefSeq and is a predicted model, not a curated record.